CCUGGAACGGGCAAUAUGGCGGAUCAAAGAAAGCAGGAUUUAAUACUUGUCGCCGCAUUUCAGAACUAUUCCGUAUAUUCCAGUCGAUUUUGUUCCUAGAACAAUGGAAUUAAGACAAAGUGAUAGUUGUGAUAUCUCGCAAUUACAUUACAAAGCAAAGCGCUGUUUGGUUCUCCGUAAUUUUGAGGAUGCACUGCAGAUUUGUUAUGAGGUGCUUGACUUGCAAAAGAUUGAUCACAGAUCAGCCCCUUCCAGCAACUCUGUCAGGUGAAAAUCCUCCUUAAGAAGCGGAAAUAUUUAACUUGCAACUCUUAAUAUGACUUCUUUGGCAGUCAAGAUAUUUGACAGUCAGUGUUAUUGUUAACAAGAACAGUUCCUAAUGCAAUUUCUGUUUAUGUAAAUAAACAUGAACAAACAAACAGAAAACGGGAUUACACUAGCACACACGAAAAAAGCAAGUAUUUAGCAAUGUGAAGGGUUUUGUAUUUACUUAAAUUUGUCCCACAGGAGGGGAAGCAUGUUAACAUCCAAUCAGAAAGCACCAAAUUAAAUGAGGUGAUGAUGCAGCCCACUAUCUGAACGCCUGGACAGGUUAAUGGUGCGAAUGUUUAGGCUAGCAUGCAAUACUCCAGGGAUGAUUCUAACAAGCUUUUAUGGCUGUAAUUUCUUAAAAUUGUUUCAGAUCUAGCCAGAGUGAGAUAAAACUUAAAUUGUUAAUUUAAUUUGAAUUGAGUUGUUGAAAAUUAAGCAGCUCGGCACUGGACCAUAUAUAUUUAGUACAAUUAAAACAGUCCAUGUGUAACUUAAAAUGUGAUGCCUUUGGUGCUAAGAAAUGAUGCAGUAUAACAUACCCCAUCCUGCUUUUUGAAAGUGAGAGGGGAGACUAACAGAUAAAUCAAUUAGUGACACCCAAUCACACAUUUUAUUUUCCAGUUUGUUUUUCUCUUGAAAAUAGGGAUUCAUCUGAACAAUGUAGAAUACCGUUUGUGGUUAUUGCAAUUCAGGCCUAUGCAGAAAUCAACCAAAGUCAAGCAGCUAUUGACUUUGCAACGAAGGUGUUUGGAAAUAUUGAAAGGUUUCCUUCAGAGGUGCUGAAGUUAUGGUGAGAGCAUGUGUGGUUAUAUCACUCCUUGAUUAAUCCUUGAGUGCUUCUCUUUAGUGAAGCAUUCUUUUCCCUUCACCUCCCCCUCCUCCACAUUUUAGUAAAACCCGAAAGUAGAAACAGCUUGUAAGCCACAUAAUGUUUUACCCAAAAUAUUCUGCUGAGAAAUGUAAGUCACCGCUUUUUGAAGAUACAUUUCCUUGAAUUACCUGUUUACAAAAAUACUGAGGAUAAAAAACAAUAUAAAAUCUGUAAAACUAAUUGUAAUAAUUGUGAGUUUCUUUUGAUGUUCAACAGCAUUUGUCUUCUCAUGAAAGCAUCAAAACAUGCAGAGGCCGUUGAAGUUGCUGAGAAAUGGCUUUGUUUUGAAGACAACUUCAGCCAACAAAAUUAUUUGGAAAUAACAGAAUUUUACAUAAAGCAUGUUUUGCUUCCUCAAAAUUUGAAUGAAAAAGUUCAGCAGUUUUUGGAGACAAACAGAGCUCUUACUCCUGAACAAAGACAGGUAUAAAAACUGAAGCAAAAUAAAUUUAAUGUACCUUGUUAUUGCCCUAAAUAUAUACAGUAAUAAACACAAGGAAAUCACAACUGUCCUGUAACACAAAAAAAAUGUUAAAUUACCAAACAUUUGUUUCAAAUGAAAAGACCUUUCAGUUUAUAUAAUACAAAAAUAUCUGUACAGUUGUACAGCUCAAUUCAGGUAAUUUUUAAAAAAGAAUAAUGUAAAUAGAACAUUACAGGAUUAAAAACACCCAACUGGCAGGAGGCAACCAGUUGGCUAGUUACAGACAUGAACUUGUGACAAUCAAACAAUUCCAGCCGUGGUCAAAGUGGAACUCUGUUGGAAUGAAAAUAUUUAUGCAUGUCUCACACCAGCACUGUCCCUACUCUAAUAACCAUGGGCAAAAAAUAGACUUGGGACACUGUGUGAGCUUGUCACACAUUUUAAACUUUUUUAUAAGCCUUUUCUUGGACAUCACCAGCUGUGUUCUUUUAAUUUAAAGCAUUGGAAUGAUUUAGUUCCUCUAUGUCUUUGCUGAAUUCCAAGAAAUUUUUUUUAGGUCAUGCUUGAUAGUUUAACAAUGGCUAGUGAGAGAAAGGUAAAUAUGACAAUAUAAUUGUAAAAUAGUAUAACACUAUUUAAGUUAAACAUUUUUUACCAUGAAAUACUAGUGAGCAGUUAGUUGUGAUUUUACUGUCCUCUCUCACUACCUGUUUGGUAUUCUGGUCAUAGAUCUUUUUGUUAGAAAUAAUAAAGGAGCAAGUAUGGAUGCUAUACAUGUAAUUCACUAAUUUUUUAUAACCAUGCAAACACCACAGAUAGAGCACUCUUACGUUACUUAUUGCCAUAAUUAUAAUGAACUAACAAUUUGUUAUUCUCAUGAUUAAUAACACCUGGGUGUCCUGUGCCUGUCGAAUGCAUGGUUCAUCCUGUGCAUGUGUAAAUUAUUGUUUAUUAGGUAGAAAGCUGUUCUAAUCUUGAAGCUGGAAGAGAUGUGGGUGACGAAAAAACACACGUUAAAACAAUGCGGAAACAAGGUAACUACCAACAAAUUUGCAACACUUGACAGAUUUUGGCUUCAAAUCUGACAGUAAUGUCGAUAUUAUUAGUGUGGGUAAUAGCAUGAUUUGUAGUGAUAUUUGGCAUAAAUACCACAAGUGAUGUUUCGAAAUUGUUAUACAUAACAAGUGAAAUUUGAGACAACUUUGAAAUAUCACAGGUGGUAUUUAUGACAUAUAUCACGUACAAAUCAUCUUAUUAUUUGUUUAUACUACUACCCACAAAAGGUUUGUAAUUUUCACAUGUAGGUAUUUCAAAUUAAGCUGAAAUACCACUGCUCUAAGCCAAUCAAAUUGCAGAAAUUUCCCAUGUAAUCGAUAUUAUUAGUGUGGGUAAUAGCAUGGUUUGUAGUGAUAUUUGGCAUAAAUACCACAAAUGAUGUUUCGAAAUUGUUAUACAUAACAAGUGAAAUUUGAGACUAGUUUCAAAUAUCACGGGUGGUAUUUAUGACAUAUAUCACGUACAAAUCAUCUUGUUAUUUGUUUAUACUACUACCCACAAAAGGUUUGUAAUUUUCACAUGUAGGUAUUUCAAAUUAAGCUGAAAUACCACUGCUCUAAGCCAAUCAAAUUGCAGAAAUUUCCCAUGUAGUAGUAUAAUACUGGUAAAAGACUGAGAUGAAAUUAAUAAAGUGCAUAUUCCUUCCCUGUAUUAAGUGGACAGUAGCCAAAGUCCCCAAUUUACUGUAAAUAAAACCCUUUUAAGCAGAAACAUCUAUUAGGCCGAUGUGGACACCUAAAAUGUGGAGAAAAUGGUCCUUUCUUCUCUUACAAACCUUUUUUUGCAUUUUUCUUUGGCCAGUUUAAUGGAAUUGUUAUAUGUUGUCCCUGUACAAGUUUAGUGUCAUUAGAUCUAACACAUGUUGUUGUAUUUCUUUAGUUGUUCACAGUGUAGUGGUUAUAAGGAUGUUGUCAGUUUUAAACAAGCUUCAGAGACUGUGCAGCAAUAUCUCCUUUAGUCUCAAGAAAACCAGCACAAUUCUCAGAAUACUGAUAUUUGUGUUCUUCAUAUAUGCCCUGCUUACAGCUACUGGAUAUCAGGGUGAGUUGAGUAUUACAUUUCUAGCUUAAAACUUGGCUUUGAGAAAGCUGGAAAGAUGCUGGAGUAGACCUCUAGUGGCAAGUGAAGUCCCUUAUUAAUCAGCCAAGGAAAUAUCUUGUCAGAGUAAGACUGGAAGGAGUCAUCCAUGUUUCAAUAAAUAUUAGUAAUAAUAUAAUAAUAUGCCCUACACCUCCCAGCACCAUCCCAAGGGAACUGUUUGAGCAUUCUACAUAGUUACAUGUAUGUUUUGAAUGAAUAACUUGCUCUGUGUGCAGCAAAUGCAGACUGGCUAGGAAUGGAGGUAAACAUUUAUGUUGAAUGAUCACUUUUUCAUGUUACUGAUAUUUUUGUGAUGGUAAAUCAUCAGGUGUUACCUCUGGCUCAGGGAUAUUUAUUUUCUGGCAAGCUGUGAAACAGGCCUGGAGAGCCAUGUUUAGUCCCUAUCAUCUGACAUAAAAGGUUCAGCCUCUACUAUGCAGCAGAAAGAAGGUGAAUGACCAUGGUCAAAAAUGAGACUCAUUUUGAGUGUAUUGGUGCAAGAAAUUAUGCAGAAAAGACUGAUAAUGCAGUUUGGCUGGAAAAUCACUGGUGAAUCCUGCAAAACAUUUCUAAACAUUACUCUGGCAAUGUGGUUAUUAAUUUGUAUAGGAAACACAGAGGUUCUUUGAAACUUAGAAAUUAUAAGUUUCUGUUAACAGGAAUCACAGGUAGCCAAUUCUCUUGCAAAGUGGUGGUGAAGGAAUGUGAAAGUUUUCAACUGGCUAGAAAAUGGAAUUAUUUACAUGUACAUUGUGCAGUUCAAGACAGUCGUCAAGAAGUAAUUCAUGAACAAUGUUACUCGUCCUGUGAAAUUUCCUUAAAGGCUACUCAGCUUUAAUAAUUUGGUAAAUGAUAACACUUUUUCUAAACAUUUCCGGUAUAAUUUUUUAUUUUAGUUUACACGAAUACAACUAAUACAAAC
Porites evermanni is the source of this 4665-nucleotide messenger RNA. The record is from the annotation of a GenBank genome assembly. Lineage: Eukaryota; Metazoa; Cnidaria; Anthozoa; Scleractinia; Poritidae.